AUGGGAUUUGAGAUACCCAAACCCAGGUCGUCACUGCUUAUCGAUACUGAUGCUUGGGUCACAAUGCUAGUAUUCAGGUUUUUGGAAGACAGUAUACCGGAAGAGAAUAAUCUAUGGUGUUUAGUUGUGGAGACGGCACGCUGCGAAGUGUUGGUGAUUCUUACAGUUGUAUGUGAUUAUUGCGACGAAGGUUGGGGCUGGACGUUCAAGCUCACUGAUAUUGUGGAUGCUGACGAAAUUUCCCAGCGAAUCUUCUAG
This is a messenger RNA of Botrytis porri, 258 nucleotides long. RefSeq lists its product as uncharacterized. The transcript has 2 exons. The record is from RefSeq and is a predicted model, not a curated record. NCBI's taxonomy places the organism in Eukaryota, Fungi, Ascomycota, Leotiomycetes, Helotiales, Sclerotiniaceae. The coding region runs from base 1 to 258 and encodes 85 amino acids.